This is a messenger RNA of Lodderomyces beijingensis, 1143 nucleotides long. The record is from the annotation of a GenBank genome assembly. Lineage: Eukaryota; Fungi; Ascomycota; Pichiomycetes; Serinales; Debaryomycetaceae.
AUGGUCACGGGCCAGACUGAUUGUCAAUGGAAGCUCUCGGCAACGCAGCCCGUAGUGGUGAUUGACGAGUCCAAGUCUCUUCUGGCCUUUUUAGAUUCAUGUCCUAGCCCGCAGUUGAUGGAGCCUAUGAAGGUUGACGAAGAACCAAAAGAGAUUCGUGGCACUUUUGUGGAGGAGCUACGACUUCCUGAACGCGACGUGGACCCAGGCUCGGCGCUCAUCAAGAGCAAUUCCGAGUGCGUCCCGUUUAGCCCCAUGCCCGAAAUGAAUAUGAUCUUGAGCAUAAAGGAUAUAAGGGAGAGGAUCCUGCAGUUGGCGUUGGUGAAGGCCAGCAGGCAAUUGACCCUUCUCAACCAGCCAAUCAAUAGCGAGGAUGAUAGUUUUUACGAAGACGACGAGAGAGUACUUAGAAAGCAAGGGGAUGAGGAAGCAGAAGACGAUUAUGACGACGACGACGACGACGACGAAAAGCCGGAGAAAAAUUGUGGCAGAGGCGGUGGUUUUGGUGACGGUGAUGGCUGCAUUCAUCAGACUUUUGAGUUGGCCAGGAUCCGCGAAGAGCUAGCGUCACUCAAACCGCGGUCUUUCUCAUUGAGCAUCCGUGAUUUCAGGUUCCAGCCCGCUAAGCUCUCGUUGGGGUGGCUCCAGCUAAGUGGAUGGGAACUGAUUGACAAUGGUACGCGACGAACGGUAAAAUUUCUCCUUAUUUGUCGCAAAAUCAAGCACGGUAUAGCUGCAUGGACGCGCAAGAUUGCAGCCAAAUUCAGCUCCGACAAACUGGAAAAGAAGGGCAAGAAACUGAAGAAACAGAAGAAGGCUGAAAAUAACGGUAGUGGUGGUGCUGCUGCUAGUGCUGGUGCUUUUUUCCCCAAGAAGGAACGAAGCAGCGCUACGCUCAGACCGAGAAAGUCGACAACGAGUCGACGCAGACGGAAAAGAAGAGACUCAAUGUCGAGAAGGAAAAGGCAAGCAGCAAUGUAUGAUCGCAAAGGCUGCUUGCGUCGUCGCCGGACUUGGGUCAAUGACUUUCGCCCCGCGCGACCCAAGUCCAAGAGCAAAAAACGCCAGAGCUCGGAUGAGUUCCUCAAGGCCCAUCGCACGUAUUUGACCCACGAACUAUUGAGAUUUCAAAACAUUGCAUAA